AGAGUGGGCGUGUCAUCGGAGGUGACGUUUCCGGAAGCUCCGACUGUUAUCCUUCACGAAAGAAAAGACAUUAUUGGUCCAAUGUCUGACCAUGGGGAUGUGAGCCUCCCACCCCAAGACCGGGUGAGGAUUCUAUCCCAACUUGGGAGUGCAGUGGAAUUAAAUGAAGACAUUCCACCCCGACGCUACUAUCGCUCCGGUGUUGAGAUUAUCCGCAUGGCAUCCAUUUACUCUGAAGAAGGCAACAUUGAACAUGCCUUUAUCCUCUACAACAAGUACAUCACGCUUUUCAUUGAAAAACUUCCAAAACACCGAGACUACAAAUCAGCUAUCAUUCCUGAGAAGAAAGAUGCAGUCAAGAAAUUAAAGAAUGUUGCUUUCCCCAAAGCAGAAGAACUUAAGGCCGAACUCUUGAAAAGAUACACCAAAGAAUAUGAGCAGUAUAAAGAACAAAAGAAAAAGGAAGAGGAGGAACUUGCCCGGAAUAUCGCCAUCCAGCAAGAGUUGGAAAAAGAAAGACAGAGAGUUGCCCAGCAGAAGCAGAAGCAGUUAGAGCAGGAGCAGUUCCAUGCCUUUGAGGAAAUGAUCCAGAAGCAGGAGCUGGAAAAAGAGCGGCUAAAAAUUGUCCAAGAGUUCCGGAAGGUGGACCCUGGCCCAAGUGGGCCUCUGCUACCUGAUCUGGAAAAGCCUUGUGUAGAUGUGGCCCCCACCUCACCCACGCAGACUUCAGACUGUAACAGAACCGUGAGACCAGCUAAGCCACCCGUGGUGGACAGGUCCCUGAAGCCUGGAGCACUAAGCGUUAUAGAAAAUGUUCCCACCAUUGAAGGCCUACGCCACAUUGUGGUGCCCCGCAAUCUGUGCCCGGAAUUUCUCCAGCUUGCCAGUGCCAAUACUGCCAAAGGCAUUGAAACUUGUGGAGUCCUCUGUGGAAAAUUGAUGAGAAAUGAAUUUACAAUCACACAUGUUCUCAUCCCCAGACAAAAUGGUGGGCCCGAUUAUUGUCACACAGAGAAUGAAGAAGAAAUUUUCUUUAUGCAGGAUGAUCUUGGACUCCUCACGCUUGGCUGGAUCCAUACUCACCCAACCCAGACGGCCUUCCUGUCCAGUGUGGAUCUGCAUACUCACUGCUCCUAUCAAAUGAUGUUGCCAGAGUCUAUAGCAAUUGUCUGCUCCCCCAAGUUCCAGGAAACUGGAUUCUUUAAGUUAACUGAUUAUGGCCUCCAAGAGAUUUCCACCUGCCGGCAGAAAGGCUUUCACCCUCAUGGCAGAGACCCCCCUCUGUUCUGCGACUGCAGUCACGUCACUGUCAAGGACAGGAUUGUGACCAUCACGGACCUUCGGUAAAUCUCAGUCACCAUCCGGGGAGAUGGCUCCUUGGGUAAAGGCACUUGCCUCCAAGGCCAGCAGCCCAGGUUCAUUUCCUUGGACUUCCCACAUGAUGGAAGGAGAGCAACUUCCCCCAAGUUGUCCUUUGACCUCAACUUGUGCACUGUGGUAUGUGCGCAUGCACACACACACACACACACACACACUAAAUAAAUAGAUGUAAUUUACAAAGUCUUACCCUCCUCCUGAGCUACAUGCCCUGAUCAUUUUACUAUCCUCACCCCCAUGAAAAAAAAAAACUUUUAAGACAGAAUAGGAAAGGAUCAACACCAAUGGGUGACUGUUGGUCUUUUUUUAAUUUAUUUGAAAAUAAGUCAUUUUAUUUUUUUAAAGCAAAUCUGAAAAUGAGCAAAUCACACCAAACAACUAACUCAAAAAUUAGGAUGCAAGAGAAAGUACCUCUAUGCCCUCUUUAAAUCCGAGCACUGGCCUUUUUUGUCCCUGUUGUGACUUACCUUCCAACUUAUUCAUCUCUACCUUUGGACUAAAUAAGGGCAUCUCUGCAAAACUGUGAAAGCCAUUUUGGAAGGAUUUGGCUUUUUCUUGUUUGUGGCAUUACUGAGGGAGCUUAUCACUUUGGUGGGAAGUACAUGAGGAGCUCACAACCACCCAUAAGUUGAUUUUGUUUUUAAAAAAGAAGUCUGUUAUUUAAUUUAAAAGGUUAUGUUAUUUUCUUCUGUAAUAAAACAGCUCACUGUGUUGUGCUCUGGA
This is a messenger RNA of Arvicola amphibius (Eurasian water vole), 2100 nucleotides long. It is a transcript of the gene Stambp, whose product is annotated as STAM binding protein. Gene Ontology annotation, cellular component: endosome; cleavage furrow. Gene Ontology annotation, molecular function: K63-linked deubiquitinase activity; protein binding; metal-dependent deubiquitinase activity. The transcript is spliced from 10 exons. The record is from RefSeq and is a predicted model, not a curated record. Bases 82 to 1347 code for a protein of 421 amino acids. Gene Ontology annotation, biological process: protein K63-linked deubiquitination. NCBI's taxonomy places the organism in Eukaryota, Metazoa, Chordata, Mammalia, Rodentia, Cricetidae.